Mollisia scopiformis is the source of this 950-nucleotide messenger RNA. RefSeq names its product kinase-like protein. The coding region runs from base 27 to 830 and encodes 267 amino acids. The transcript is spliced from 3 exons. Gene Ontology annotation, molecular function: protein kinase activity; ATP binding. The record is from RefSeq and is a predicted model, not a curated record. Gene Ontology annotation, biological process: protein phosphorylation. NCBI's taxonomy places the organism in Eukaryota, Fungi, Ascomycota, Leotiomycetes, Helotiales, Mollisiaceae.
UUACAAUUUAACCAUACCUUUGAAAUAUGACUUCUGGCCAAUGCAUCGAAGGGAAGGUUAGCACCUACGUCCUCUCGAAGCAACUUCACAAAGAUAUCUGGACUGCUAUGUAUCAAACUCUGCCUAUUGAUCGCUCCCCAUCGCCUGCAACACUAAACAGGAGUUCAAGCCUGGGGAAGGUGAUCAUAAAGAGCGCACCUAAGUAUCGCUUGGACAACGAACGCGAUGUCCUCAAGCAUUUUCAUGCCCGGCCAGGAAUUCGCCAGCUGCUGGAUGAGACGCGGGACCCGCCAUCUCUAGUGCUAAAUCACCUCGAUGAUAAUCUCUUAACCGUAUCAAAUUCGAAAAGGCUUGAAAACCCCGAAAUUAAGUUCAUCGCGAAGAGGAUCCUUGAAGCACUGCAGGCAUUCCAUGAGGAUGGCUACGUGCGUACUGAUAUCAAACCGGAUAACAUUCUCAUCAAUUAUGGCAGCGAGCCCUGUCGAUUUAGAGAGGUUGAGCUGGGCGAUUGUGGUGACGCAUGUCUUGUGAACCCGAAAGAUCACCUGAAGCUCGGAGAGAAUGGGCACAUGAUUGGAGCUCAUAUGUUCAGGAGCCCAGAGGCUAUGCUAAAUCUUAGAUGGGGCACUCCAACUGAUAUCUGGUCCUUCGGUACAACUCUCAUAAGCCUAAUAUGGGGAUUGGGCUGGCAUAUCUUCAAGCCCGAUCCCAAGGAUGCGGGACCAGACGAUGAGGCUUAUCCUAACCAUGUUCUAGUAAAGCAAAUUGCAUUUUUCGGGCCUUUUCCAUUGAGCUACUUUGAUUUUCUUCCAAAAGAGGACAAGAGAUGAGAUGUCAGUUGGAAUUCGGUUGUCUCCACUUUCAUUUGCUGUUUUAGGACUAGUUCAGGGGCUCUUAGUGCUGAAAACUUUGAUGCCUAUAUAUCCUCAUUCCUGUACUCUCACUUCAAU